Messenger RNA from Metarhizium brunneum ARSEF 3297, 1194 nucleotides. The record is from RefSeq and is a predicted model, not a curated record. Lineage: Eukaryota; Fungi; Ascomycota; Sordariomycetes; Hypocreales; Clavicipitaceae.
AUGACCGAGUUCCCGUCGCUGUCAAACAACUCACAGCUCAACAACGCCAACCCUGCAUCGAUGUGGUCGUCGGGAGCAUCUCGAAACUUGAGUGGGCCUAUUCAACGAAAUCAAUCGACUCCCGUCUCAUCUCAGCAAGGAGGCCAGGAUGAUUUGUUCGCAUCAGGCUCAUCGCGUUUGCCUUUACACCAAAGCUCCUUUCGAUUUGGUAACCAAGGGAAUAUAGCGACAGCCUCCCAAGGACAGCCAAGUAGCGUUGAUGAUUUUCCUCCGUUAAAUAGAGCUGGAAAUGGGGAGAUUGGGUCGGAUCGAAGUGGAAAUCUGAUGUCAUUGGCGUUCGGAUCGCAACAAGGAGCGUCAGGAGCGCAGAGGGGUAAUGGCCUUCUAAAUGCUUUGUCCGCCAAUAGUCGGGCAAACGAUGUGCGGUCGCCUCCCGGAGUUGCAUUAAACCGCGGCCAAGACCGGAAGCGGCUGGGAGCCGACGAUGAUAGCAGACAAAAACCCAUUUCCAGGGAGGAUGGCCUAGGCAAAUCUACUGUUGAUGACACGAAUCAAAAUCCCCUAGGAGCAAUCGGCAACGAGGACUCGAUUGCAAAGUUACGAGAUGUGAAGGAGAACAAGGCCCCGGACGCGGUAGAUCCUCUUGGCGGAAUGAGUGCCGUAGACAAAUGGGGAAUCAAAGGACUGCGGACAUUAAUGAACAACUAUCCGGAUUACCAGGCAAUGGUAGUUGGCAUGGAUCCUAUCACAAUUGGACUUGAUAUCAACUCGCAAGAGAUGAUUUCGACACAAGUUUACUCGCUCUUUGAUGAUGCCCCCCCUCGGCCGACAGUUAAUGGUAGCAAGUUCCGACUUCCAGAGUGCUACAAUGUGACGAACGUCCAGCCAAUUGAAAGCAAAAUUCAGAAUUUCAACGAAGAAACUCUGUUUUGGAUAUUCUACAGCUGUCCCGCAGACGUCAAACAGCAAAUGGCAGCGGUAGAAUUGCAUUCUCGAAACUGGAGAUGGCACAAGAAACAUCAGAUAUGGCUCACCAAAGAUGAACACAUGACCCCACAGAUCUUGAGCCCAAAUCACGAGCGGGGAUUCUAUAUUGUGUGGGAUACAGACAACUGGCGAAAGGACAGGCGAGAGCUCACUCUGUUCUACGGCGACUUGGAUACUACGUUGAACCAACCGCCUGCAAUAUCUUGA